Hypomesus transpacificus is the source of this 2794-nucleotide messenger RNA. It is a transcript of the gene rbm38, whose product is annotated as RNA binding motif protein 38. The coding region runs from base 257 to 997 and encodes 246 amino acids. Gene Ontology annotation, molecular function: RNA binding. Lineage: Eukaryota; Metazoa; Chordata; Actinopteri; Osmeriformes; Osmeridae. Gene Ontology annotation, cellular component: cytosol. The transcript has 4 exons. The record is from RefSeq and is a predicted model, not a curated record.
AGUAUUCCUGUCAAGACACCUGUCAAGACUUGAUAAGACAUGGGUAAUACUGGGCAUGGAGUAGAUAAAGCUUAACAAACCGAUAACGACGGAAUUCAUGAAGCUUGACCACGAACUUGGAAAAUGCAACGUUGAUGCUACUAAAUCCUUACUUUACAGGCUAAUCUUUCCUCAGCUGUGGUCGAUUUUUGGUCUUCUAAUAAGUACAUUUUGACAUCUUUACAGUCUGCUGCGCGUAGACGACAUUAGUCCACUAAUGUUUCUGAGUCAAUUUGGUGGAGGUUUAGAAAUAAUGCAUCCUACUAUUCAAAAAGACACAACUUACACAAAGAUAUUUGUCGGCGGUUUGCCAUAUCACACCAACGAUGUUUCUCUUCGGAAAUAUUUCGAAACAUUCGGGGACAUUGACGAGGCAGUUGUGAUAACGGACAGACAGACUGGGAAAUCAAGAGGAUACGGCUUUGUCACCAUGAUGGACCGGGGUGCAGCAGAGCGGGCCUGUAAAGACCCCAAUCCCAUCAUUGACGGCAGGAAGGCCAAUGUGAACCUAGCAUACCUGGGAGCCAAGCCACGAAGUCCACAGACAGGUUUCUCGGUGGGUGUUCAGCAGGUACACCCAGCACUGAUCCAGAGGCAGUAUGGGCUGGCCCAGCAGUAUGUGUACCCCCAGGCCUUCCUGCAGCCCAGCCUGGUGCUCGGGUCCCAGCUCAGCCCCACAGCUGGCCUCAGCCCCCCCUUCCUGGACUACUCCUCCGCCUACACUCACUACACCACCCCGACCACAGGCCUAGAGCACUACCCCUACACCCCCUCUCCCUCGCCCUCUGCAGGGUACUUGGGCUACAGCUUCUCCCCUGCCACCCCUGGCCUGGGCGUCACUGGGCCCCCUACCCCGCCCACGCCAGCCCACCCUCCCCUUGGUCCCCUCUCUGGGUUCUCGGCCCCCCCAGCUGCCUUCCUGCAAUUCCCCCUCCAGCAGCCAGACCGCCUGCAGUGAGAGAGCAGUCCUCUGGGAGAGAGAGGUGGGGGCAACUGCAACUACUCUAACUGAUCUGUAACAUGGAGAUUUGAACAUGGGGACUACUGCACUAUUAUGUGACAUCAUCAGUCCGAGACUGGAUAAUCUUAUAAUGGGAGUGUGGAAUCCAAAGGGCUCUGUAUAAACCCACCUAAACUUCCUUUAGUUUUUCUAUUACCAUUGUUAUUGCUAUUGUAGUUACCUUACUGAACAGAGACGAUGCUGUUGCUCCUGUCAUUGAGAUGAUAUGAUUGUCUGUUGCUACUGGAAGUCAGAUGCCAUAUGGGAUGGAGGGAUGAAAAGAGGAGACUAACCUGGAGGAGGAUCAACCUUCCUUACUUAAAAAUUGUCUAUAUGCAGUAGCAGGGUGAAGAUGAUGAGGGCAGCUGUGGUAAACCCUCUCACCAUCCUAAGGUACUGAACACACCCAGGUCUAAUGAACAGUUUGUCAGGAAUACCUUUCUGUACGUGGCCUUGAAAUCACUCUGUCAGUUAGCUUUUAUCUUCCUUUUAUAGUUCUUGUACACGUUUAGUUAAACAAUAUCUUGAUACUUCCUCUGUAUGUCUGUCUUUGUUCUUUUUUUCUUCUUUUUUUUACAUCAGUUGCUGACAGGAAUCUACAAGUGUAAAUGAACACAGUUUAAAUGAAUAUGCAAUUGUUCUAUUAGGCCAAACAUAGGAAUUAAUAUGUAUAGGGUAAGACAACACUGUAACAAAUAAUAAUAGCGAUAAUCAUGUUAAGGCAGUUUUGUGGCGAGCAUAUUUACAUGUUUUGGUUCAUUAUUUCAAUGUGUUGAGCAGCAGCUGAAUGAGUGUGUGUCUAAAGGCUGUCCUCCAUCAGUUCUGUGGUACCAGGGAGAGACAGGACUGACUAGCUGCCUGCUAGUAAUGUUGUUGUUUAUAUGCAGUUUGUAGCUGUGUGUAUGUGUGUGCGUGUGUGUGUGUGUAUGUAUCAACCCUAUUAUAGUUGACCAUUGUGUGUGAGAGUUGUCCCUUGUUUCCCCAGCAGAGCAGCUCCAGGAGAUCUGCAUCAUGUCCAAUGAAGCCAUACAACAAAAGACCAGAGAAAUAUGCAAAAUAAACCUCCAGUGUCUAGAAUAGAAAAUACUUGCCUCAUUAUCAUUAUUAUAAUGUCUUUCUUGAUGCGUAACAUUUAAUUACACGGUGUAAUUGAUCAUUUGCUAUCUAUGUAGGUACACAAACUUUUGGCACGGAUGCCAUUUCUUCUGGAUCAGCUGGUGUUCCAGUAGUACAACAUAGACCCUGCAUCUUGGUUCUCAGUCCUUUCAACUGGCUUCACCUGCGCAUCAACUUUUAGAUCCUAGAAACUGAAGUACUACAUCAUACUAUAUACAAAUACAGUCUAAGAAGCAUGACAAAGAGGGGGAGGAAGUCACAAGCUUGGCCCCAGCGUCAUUAUCACAGAUACAAUGCCCCUCUCAGGGACCAGCUCCAUCCAGGAGAUCUGCCCCACCUCUUCCCUCCUCCCUCAUCCUCCUUCUUUCCUCUCUCUGCCUCCAAUGUCGUUUGGCUCCUCUUGCUGCCUUCUCUUGUUGUUUGACUAAACAGGUCAACAGUGUGCACAUUUCCUCCCUGUAGAUUCACUGUGUGACACAAUAUCCUGAUAUCUGCAUUGAGUCAGGCCCAUAAUGCCAUUAUCCUGGAAGUGUUUAGCUGUGGCGCCACCCUGUGUCCACUCCUAUGCACUGCAAGGUCUUGUAAGCAUGGAAUUAUGAAAUCAUGAAUUAAACAAAUGUGACAUGUUUUUUAUAUCAA